Acanthopagrus latus (yellowfin seabream) is the source of this 1341-nucleotide messenger RNA. RefSeq lists its product as uncharacterized. The transcript has 5 exons. NCBI's taxonomy places the organism in Eukaryota, Metazoa, Chordata, Actinopteri, Spariformes, Sparidae. Bases 134 to 1015 code for a protein of 293 amino acids. The record is from RefSeq and is a predicted model, not a curated record.
ACCUAAUGCGGCUGCUCAUGUCUGAACCAACAAGUGAGAGUAGGAAGGAAGUGCAGCCAGCAGACAGACAUACACUCUCACACAGUGAGGACACACAGACACUUUUGCAGAGACUCUGAUCGGCCGAGCGAGGAUGAAGAUGAAGCUGGUUCAUGCUCUUCUGGUGGUGGCAGUGAUGUCAGCACCGGUGAACGCAGAAUUCAAAACGACAAGUUGGACGACGCCGGGACCUCAAGGAAUGAAUUUAAAGGGGAAGAUGUUCACUUUGUCUCAAUAUGAAGGAGGAAUUUCAUUCUAUCCACCCUAUUUUUCCCCCACCCCUUCCACUACUUACUACAUCACCACUGACAUACCCACCUCCACCUCCUAUCCCUGGACCACAGCACCUACUACUAGAAGUGUGUCGGUGUGUCUGCGUUACCUCAUUGACUUUGGACAAACAAGUAACCCCAGAAUCUUCACACUCAGUCCAUCCAGUACCCCUCUGCUGGUGAACGUUGAUCAACUUGGUGUUUAUACACUAAACUUUAACCAAUACAGUUACAACACACUGUACAUGAAACCUAGCAUAAGGUUCUGGUCAACCAUCGGACCGGACAUCUGGAGCAGAUUCUGCUUCACCUUGGACUCCACAAAGAAUGUGGCUCAGGUGUUUAGCGGCUCCAACAUCAGCAUCAGGAAGUUGAUACGUUAUCAGUAUGUCUGGUCAGGUGAGCCUGUAAUUCAAUUUGAAGGUUUUGACGGUCAGGUGACAGACGUCCAGAUGUGGGAUUAUCCUCUCAGCUACAGAGAAGUCUUCAAGUACAUGACCAACGGUGUCUACGGGCCGUACCGCGGCUCUGUCCUCACCUGGUCCUCCAUCAACUACACUCCCAGUGGAAACACGCUGUUGGAGGACGUCUAUGAGUGGCAGGCAAAACAGCAGAUCAGCGGCAGGAGGAGAGGCCGUCAACCAAAGGGAGGGAGGAAGAACAGAAAAUUUGUUAAUGCUGAGAGAGAGAAGAAGCAAUUAUAGAUCAGCUUUAAUGAAACAUACAACAUGUGUGUGAGAGGCUGGAUCUUCAUCAUGAUUUCCUUAACGAGAAUAAUCAUUUGAGCAUUUAUCCAAUCACUAAUUAGUCAUUAAUGAAAUUCAGACAUUGCUGUUCUGAUGAACGUAUGUGAUUCAGUGUUUCCCACACAUUGACUAAUUUGUGGUGUCAUUUUUGAUUAGUGUAAAUAAGCUUUACUGUUCUACAGGAGUUUGUAACUUCCUGGAAAACCAUAAAAAUGUUGAUGACUCAUCAUGCUCUAGAUGUUCUCAUGUUCAUUUUUCGUAUAAUAAAUACUUACUUUACUUUA